CUGCUAAGCGCCAAAACAAUUUGCACAGGAUGUCGGAAGUGCAUAGGCUGCUACAGAGAAAGAUCUCCUGCCUAGGUUUGCCACUGUUUCGGCAUGAAUGCUGUCAAUGAAAGCUUUGCACUUUCGCCUGGAGGAGCGUGUCAGAAGCCUCCAGUAAAAGUGCUCUCUAGUCAGCUUAGAGAGAGCUUUCCUAGCUCGGGUCAAGAAAGUAGCCACGUCUGCUUCAUCAGACGGUGGGGCGGAGGAAGAAGUGACCAACUAGGGCUGAACGUGGUGUGGAUGCAGGGCACAGUGUUGGACGUGACUGACGAACAGCACACCACCGUUAGACUGCAGGACGAGACAGGCACCUUCGCUGUCAUUGGAGCGCGCAAUGUUCCGAAGGGACAACCGUGCCUCUUCAAAGGGAACUAUGUGAUGGUCAUUGGCUCAAUACAGUCCUGUUCCCCAGAACCAGUACUCCGCGCUAUAAAGAUAACAGGACUCUCAGAAAAUCCAAUGCACAGAAGACUCUGGCAAUUGGAGGUUGAAGAUUUGCAAGAAAUUCUUCCAUGAUCACAAUGUUAGUGAUACAUGUAAGGAUUCUAGAUACAGGUGUAACGUUAGAGACAUUUGCAGUUUCAGUAAAGUAUUACAAAUUGAGUGGGUAUUUGGUGUUUUUUUAAUUAGACAUUUUAACAUCUACAUUUUGUGUGAACGGAGUUAUGAUUUUCAGAAUGUUAUUAUUGCAAUAGCUUCAUUUUUACUGUGAGACCUCCAAAGAAUGUGGCGAUAUAAUUUUUUUGAAAGUUUUGAACUGUUUCCUUUUUCUAAUUUAAAUAUUGCACUGUAAUAAUAGUAAAAUUUGUAAUAUUCUGUAUGGCCUUUCUUUAUU
This is a messenger RNA of Polypterus senegalus (gray bichir), 874 nucleotides long. RefSeq names its product RecQ mediated genome instability 2 (gene rmi2). The record is from RefSeq and is a predicted model, not a curated record. NCBI's taxonomy places the organism in Eukaryota, Metazoa, Chordata, Cladistia, Polypteriformes, Polypteridae. The coding region runs from base 94 to 555 and encodes 153 amino acids. Gene Ontology annotation, biological process: DNA repair; negative regulation of double-strand break repair via homologous recombination; regulation of sister chromatid segregation. Gene Ontology annotation, cellular component: cytosol; nuclear speck. The transcript is spliced from 2 exons.